Messenger RNA from Daldinia vernicosa, 1041 nucleotides. RefSeq lists its product as uncharacterized. Gene Ontology annotation, molecular function: FMN binding. The record is from RefSeq and is a predicted model, not a curated record. The transcript has a single exon. NCBI's taxonomy places the organism in Eukaryota, Fungi, Ascomycota, Sordariomycetes, Xylariales, Hypoxylaceae. Bases 70 to 822 code for a protein of 250 amino acids.
UAGAAACCCAAUUAGCUUCAUACAAUAAAGCAGCCAAGUUAAUCUUAUCCACACGACUUAUUACAGUCCAUGGGUCCAAAGCGUAAAAGCCGAUCAGAACAGCAGAGCGAGGCAUCCUCUUCGUCGCCUUCCAAACAACGCAAAGCCAAUAAUAAUAAUAAUAAGGAGGAAGUGGAGAUUUCCGCUUCUUCCGCCUCCUCUUCCAAGCCGCAAGACCGUAACCUCCACCAUGGCUUCGAGACGUACCCUCCAUCCCGGGUAUUCCGACUAAUAGAGCCCGGCCCCGUGCUUCUAGUCACGACGGGGUCGCUGGCCGACUCGACGCAUAACGUCAUGACCAUCGGCUUCCACAUGGUGAUGCAGCACGAAUCGCCGCCUCUCAUCGGCAUCUGUCUCGGGCCCUGGGAUGCCUCGUUCGCCGCUCUCAAGAAGAAGCGCGAGUGCGUGCUCGCUGUGCCCGACGUAGCGAUGGCCGGCGUAGUCGUCGAUAUUGGGAAUUGCUCGGCCGACGAUGAGGAAGAGCCCAGCGGCAAGUGGCAGCGCUUCGGGCUGGAAGCCUGCCCGGCUGCCAAGGUCAAGGCACCGCUCGUAGGCGGCGGCAAUAUCAUUGCGAAUAUCGAGUGCGUGGUCGAAGACACUAAGCUGGUGAGCAAAUACUCCAUGUGGGUUCUAAAGCCCGUCAAGGCGUGGCUCAAUCCGGACAAGAAGCCCGGAGAGGGUGGCCGCAUGUUCCAUCAUCGCGGUGAUGGCACGUUCGUCGUCGAUGGCGAGAUUCUCGACUUGAAGGAUAGGAUGAUCAAAUGGCAGGAAUACCAAGAUUAAAUCAUACAUUAACGCACUCCCUAACUUUUUAUUUAGUACCGACUACCUAAGUUCGUAAUGACGAAUUGACUCUAAUCCUAAUUUUUAUUCUUCAUAAACCAUGUCCGCCUACUUCUUCUCUUCUUGCUCACUUUCAGCUGCGCUAUUAACUAUAGCAGUUGGAAUCUCCGAGUUCUCCGAAUUACUCUUCUUAUCUUUUUCUUCCUCGCCCGGAGAGUU